Molecule: messenger RNA, 1285 nt
Organism: Colias croceus (clouded yellow)
Lineage: Eukaryota; Metazoa; Arthropoda; Insecta; Lepidoptera; Pieridae
Product: ommochrome-binding protein-like
Exons: 1
Coding region: 271-1191 (306 amino acids)
Molecular function (GO): protein binding
Source: RefSeq, a predicted model, not a curated record
GAAAACAUAAUCUACAAUUGUUGUUACCUAUUGUACAAAAAUUUUAAGCAAUUUGCUCCAGUACAAGGAACAUAAUUAAACGCAUUAGUAAGAGAUGAGCUGUCCCAAAUGACCUCCGGACGAUUAUGACAAUUUUCAUACUUGUUCACUCAAACCAGGAUCGAGUCAAUUGAAUCAAAACGUUAUUCUAACCCAAGGCUAUAGAGAUCAAAGUCGACCAACACAAUAAACCAGCUGCAAACGUAAAUUAGUUUAACCUCAACCAGAUAAAUGAUGAAAACAUUCUCAAUUGGGCUCAGUGCGAUUCACAUAGUGACGUAUAGUGCACGAAUCAUAAUGUACCUUAUAAUAAGUCUAGUGACGAUCCUAAGUGUGGAAGCAAAAGUUACUGUGUACUUGACAGACUCUCCAAUACAGAAAAUCGGCGGCCGUCUAUACAAACAGGAACUUCUGUCUGACCAAUUCAAAGACCCAAAAGAACUAGCCUACGAUUCGUCAACGAGAAAUCUUUACUUCAUGUAUAUGGACGAUGUUUUGCAGAAUUCUGGUCGAGCCUACAUAAAUGUAAUAACGAAAAAUGCCAAGAAAAUCAACGGAAUUACAAAGAAUAAGGCAACUGCAGUGGACCAGGAUACAGGAGAUGUAUAUUUCGGAUCUGAUAAUGGUCUAUACAAGUACGAUCCUGUUUCCAAUGUGGCAACUAAUAUAGGUCUUUACAAUAUGAACAUAUUUAAAAUUGUCAUUCGCAACAAUGCCAUGUAUAUAAUCGAUGCGAACAACCAUAUGAUUUACAAAAUCUUCAAUCUGGGAACUCGGGCAGUCAAAGUUGGAAAUAUGAAGACAGUCAUGGAGUUUGACGUGGAUUUUAAGAGGAAUAUACAUUUUGUGACCAUGUGCGGUGUUUUUUGUGCAGUGGACGGUGUUGAAGUUGUUAAAAACAAAGAUUUGAACGUCGUUUAUCAUUUUCUAAGUGAUGAAAUGAAAACUUUCGGUGUAACUGAUAAUGGCCUGUUUGAAAUCGAUUGUAGGAAUGGUACAGCGAACAAAGUCGCAAAUUUAUCGUUCUUUCCUAGGAGCAUAAUAUUUGGUGACUAUGGUGAUAUUUUCUAUGCAACUGAUGAUAAUAUUUAUAGAUUAAUUCCGAUCAAUUCUUACUUCGUUUACAAUGUUAAGAGGAAUUCUGUUGAAUGAUAUUGUAUGCUUGUAAAUAAUUUAUAUAAACUUAAUAGCUUUAAUAAUUAUUUGUAUUUAUUUUAUUUAUUGGUGAUGUAAUAAACAUAUUUUG